UAUAUGACAGAAAGCUGAUUCUGCCGCUAUCGGUGGUCAUGGCUGGAACGGACCAGGAAGACACGGCCCCGAGGUGAUCUUGCUGAAGAACACAGCGAAUUUAUCAUUCGCCCUGGUAUCCCAUUAUGAACCUGACCGGAAGUGAUUGAUGAAGAGGCGUUGCCCUCUCCUCUUCCCCUGGAAUGGGCAAAAAGGCAACCAUUACAGUGCCCAAGCAAUGGUCCUACAUCGGCAGGAAGCUUGUCAUAUCGUCCACUCUCGCUAACACUCACCUCACCGUUCGUGCACUCUUGAGGAUCCUCAACGCCAUCCUCGGCACGUUGUAUACGCUGCGCACAGCAUGCAUACGCUCCACUUUCGAGGACUUCAUCUCGAAACGUUAUGACCUUGGUACCGCAUACGCCUCUCUUAGCCCUUUUUGGUACAUCGGCUUAACCGCUGUGGUAGCUACUCUAUCCAGCACAAAGUGCAGGACCAAAAGAUGCGGCAAGAUGCACUCGGCGAUAAAAUCGUCUACGCAGAUGUCCCCCCUCGACGUGUCUGAGGUCUGUAUAGUAAUAGGGUGGUACCGUGGCGGGUUCCUCGACGAACGUGGCGGCUGUGGCAUGUCACAUGCAUGGAUGGACAAAGAAUAUCGUGAGGAUGUGAUAACCCCCAUCAAUGGACACGUCCAUUCAACCUAAGCAACUGACAAUUGUAUCGGAACGCCAACUACCAAGGGCAUUCGUUUGACGACACUUCCUCGAAUUGGACUCGAUUUCUCACUCUUCCUUUUGUCUACCGUGGCUAUAUGCGAAUGAUGAGGCCUAUUAGCUCUUCGUGAUGGCUGUCAAUGUAAACCGAUGCUCGGUCAGCCGGUCAGACGGCCCUUCCCUGCAUCCUGUCAAAGGCUCGAACUCCAAUACAGGUGGACGUAAAUCAUCG
Molecule: messenger RNA, 924 nt
Organism: Desarmillaria tabescens
Lineage: Eukaryota; Fungi; Basidiomycota; Agaricomycetes; Agaricales; Physalacriaceae
Exons: 2
Coding region: 183-683 (166 amino acids)
Source: RefSeq, a predicted model, not a curated record